Messenger RNA from Drosophila santomea, 2031 nucleotides. It is a transcript of the gene Ilp6, whose product is annotated as probable insulin-like peptide 6. The transcript has 3 exons. NCBI's taxonomy places the organism in Eukaryota, Metazoa, Arthropoda, Insecta, Diptera, Drosophilidae. The coding region runs from base 1485 to 1808 and encodes 107 amino acids. The record is from RefSeq and is a predicted model, not a curated record.
ACGGUUCUUUUCCAAUUCGGCUGUGAAACAACGAAGAACGUUCUUCCGAGCGAGCGAAGAAUUCGCCAAGAGUGCAAUUAAAAGCGAGAAAAGCGUGCAAAGCGUGAAAAGCGGAAGAAAGUCGGUGCGAAGAACGCUCUUCCUUCCAUCCAAAAACAACGAGCGAGUAGAGUUCGUGGAGAGUGCAAGAUUCGACGACUGGAAGUGCGGCUGGAAGUGCAAGAAAGUGGAAGAAGAAAGUGGCGAGGGAGGGAGGUGGCGAUAAGACACCCACCAUCUAAUUAUAGACCUCGCUGGUGGUCUAAAAAUAAACAAGCGCAAACAACAGCAAACAAUUGGAGAGCGUUUCGAACAGCUGUUGCAUUCGGACUCGAAUUCGGAUUCCUAUUCGGAUUUGUACUCGGAUUCGGAUUCGGACUCGGAUUCUACUCUCUCCCGGAGAAAGAGACAGCGCUAAGGACGUGCAGAGAGCGCCGGCCCAGCGGCACUUGAGCGCACAGUGAGAGCGAAAGAGACAGUGGCAGUGGCAGUGGCAAGAGGAAGAAGGGGGAGAUCGCGGCGGCAGAUAGGAAUACGAGAUACUCCGAAGAAAACGGCAGCUUUACGUUCCAGCAGCCAAGCGGCCAGCUUCCAAAAGCGUUUUCAAUUCCAAGCCAGUCGCAACGUCAGCGGAAUACCGCUACAAUUCGCAUACUCCGUCGACUGCCCUCUCACUCACACACACACACACACUCACUCACACACGCAGUCACUCACUCACUCACUCCUUCUCCUGCGGCCCGUGACAUAUACCCGCACUCUUCUGUUCCUGCCACAAUACUUCACGCGAUGCAACAACAACUGGCGGACGCAGCAGCAGCAGAAAACGCAGCAGCCUCAGCAGAAGUUAACAACCACUUGCUCUAUUUUCCGCACUCUGAACGCCAAACGAUUUCCAAAGGACAUUGAACGAUCUUCAAUCGCCAAACUAACGGAUAUUUAUCAAUUCGCCAAUACUUUUGUUUUUUUUUUUUUUUGCACGUAAAAACGCCCAGAAACCUUAAAACCCAAACGAAUCCCACCAGAAAACCUAGAAAACAAAAAAGAAAAAUACCGAAAACCUGAAAAGAUAGUUAACCCUUAUUUUUAGUCGCAUUGUUUUGUUUUUUUCGUCAAUUGAUUGUGAUUUUGAAACUGUGUGAUCGUAAAAGAAAAUCUGCAAAUUAGCAAAAAAGAAAGUUCCUUAAGCAAGUGAUAAUCCGAUAGAAACUCUAAAGACAGCAAAGGAAAGGAAGCCGAAACAGAAGAUAACAGAGACACAAAAUACACGAAACUAAACUAAAAACACACACACUAUAUAAGCACUAUAUACAACCCACGAAAUCAAACAAAACCAAAACCAAAUCCAAAUAUCAUAAGCUAAGCAUCCUAGUCAUUCGAUAUCGAGGACUACUGAGGAAACUGAUUGAAACACUGCACACACAAGGAUCAAACGGCAUGCAAACAUGAUUCCCGAAGUGGCGACCACCAAAGUCCUGCUAGUCCUCACCACCGUGCUCGCUGUGGCGGCGCUGAUCAGCAGUUGGGUGCCACAGGUGGCGGGUGGUACAGUCCCACCCGCGGAAUACGAGCAGAGACGCACGAUGUGCUCCACUGGGCUCAGCGAUGUGAUACAGAAGAUAUGCGUGGGCGGCACGGUGGCACUCGGCGAUGUUUUUCCCAACAGUUUUGGGAAGCGCAGGAAGCGCGACAUGCCGAAUGUGACCGAUUUGUGCUGCAAACCGGGUGGCUGCACCUACAGGGAGCUGCUGCAGUACUGCAAAGGAUGAUGUAGCAUCUGAGCUCCAUCCCCAACCCCCUCACCCCACCCCCCUCAACUGCAAGCCACUCUACACCACUCCACACAUCAUUCGUAACCCCUAAGAUACGAAGCGCCAAGCAGCAGCAGUCUUCCCUAGAGUAUACUAAGUAUAUAUUACUAAUUUAACUAUACACUAACUCAAUUCUGUACAAUAAAAGAAAUUCGAAAUGAGCGCGGAUCUCUAAAGUUUA